UGAGAUAGAAUCUUCUACUUUGACCCCUCCGCUCCAAAUAUUUGAAUUGGACUCGUCUCUUCCUCUCUAACAUCAGCAAUGGCGUCUCCUUAAACAUCAAAACAUGGAAAAAAUUCAAUCUUUAUCCACAUGAAAGUAAAUUCUUUUCUCUCCCUCUCUUUCUCUCUCGUUCUCUAAACAAAUGCCAAGCGUAAUCGCUAAACUUUAUAGCGUUUUCUUCAAAUAUCAACAAAAAAGCCUUCUGCAGAGCUUAUCACAGCUUCCUUUCAGCGAUAAAACUGACUCUUUUGGCUUAACUUCUCGGCCCCAUGAAUCUAUCGCCUCCAGCAACCCUUUAUUUACUGACGGUGUCGCUACCAAGGACAUCCACGUCGACCCCUUUUCUUCUCUUUCUCUCCGGAUCUUCCUCCCUGAAACCGCUCUCGCUUCUCCAUUAGCUACUCGUCGAGAUUACGAUGUACCCACUUAUGGAGGAUAUUCUCCGCCGACGAGUAAGUUCAACAGGAAGUUGCCUGUAAUGUUGCAGUUUCACGGAGGUGGGUUUGUAAGUGGGAGCAAUGAUUCGGUGGCAAACGAUACUUUUUGCAGGAGGAUAGCCAAAUUGUGCGACGUAAUUGUUGUUGCUGUUGGGUAUAGAUUGGCACCAGAGAGUAGAUACCCAGCUGCGUUUGAAGAUGGCCUCACAGUUUUGAAUUGGCUGGCCAAACAGGCGAAUUUGGAUUCUUGUAGGAGAUUGGGUCUUCAAAAUCGCAUUUUUGAUAGCUUUGGCGCUUCCAUGGUUGAGCCUUGGCUUGCAGCUCAUGGAGAUCCUUCCAGGUGUGUAUUACUUGGGGUGAGCUCUGGUGCAAAUAUAGCCGAUUAUGUGGCACGAAAGUCUGUAGAGGCAGGCAAGCUAUUGGAUCCUGUUAAGGUUGUGGCACAAGUACUAAUGUACCCUUUCUUCAUUGGAAAUACGCCCACACGUUCUGAAGUUAAGCUGGCAAACUCAUACUUCUAUGAUAAGUCUAUGUGCAAACUGGCAUGGAAGCUCUUCCUACCUGAAGAAGAAUUCGACCUAGAUCAUCCAGCUGCUAAUCCUCUUCUCCGUGGGAGACAACCACCUCUUAAGUACAUGCCACCGUCGCUAAUAGUUGUGGCAGAAAAUGACUUUAUGCGAGACCGGGCCAUUGCUUACUCGGAAGAACUACGAAAAGUUAAUGUGGAUGCGCCCCUUCUUGAUUAUAAGGAUGCUGUGCAUGAGUUUGCUACACUUGAUGUGCUGCUCCACACGCCGCAGGCCAAAGCAUGUGCAGAGGAUAUCUCUAUAUGGGUGAAGAAGUAUGUAUCCCUCAGAGGCAAUGAGUUCUCUUACUGAAUGAAUUGGAAAAGAAGAAACAGAUCUUUCAUUGGUGUAGAAGCAGUGUUACCCCUUUGUCAUUUACGAUGGUGGAGAGAAGGAGCAUUCUUGUACAUAUGCUGAGGUCAUAGCUUCCAGCCAAGUUUUCCAUUAGUUAAUAUUUAUGUGAGGAAUUCUUUCCUUUCUUGUAAGGUAUAUAGCAUUUGCCAGAGGUUAGAAUUUUCAGGAAUUAUAGAUGCUUGUUUCCUUCUUAAAUAUACUAAAAACAUUCUUUGUUCGACUCUUCAUUUCAUUGUUUA
Messenger RNA from Manihot esculenta (cassava), 1635 nucleotides. Its product is annotated as probable carboxylesterase 16. The transcript has 2 exons. Lineage: Eukaryota; Viridiplantae; Streptophyta; Magnoliopsida; Malpighiales; Euphorbiaceae. The coding region runs from base 182 to 1354 and encodes 390 amino acids. Gene Ontology annotation, molecular function: hydrolase activity. The record is from RefSeq and is a predicted model, not a curated record.